AUGGAGAAAUUCCAAUUAAAAGAGAUAUUAAUCGAUUAUUCGGUUACUGCAAUUCAGAAACUAGACGAUCUUGCAAAGCAAUAUAACCUACCUGUCAGUGGAGAAAUAAUAUUCUAUGCGAUUAGUGCUCUCUUUAUCAUCUUUCUCAUUUCUCUAUUAUUUGGAGGUAAUAAGAAGGGUGGUCGUAGAGGAGGACAUGCUGGAUCAUCUUCAAAAUCAUCUUCAUCAUCUUCAUCUACUAGUGCACCUGUAAAGGCAAAGAAGGGAGAUUCUAUUGUUUUGUCUGGAUUAAGUGGAUCUGGAAAGACUACACUUUUCCUCAAGAUGACCAACAAUGACAAACUUACUACCUAUGCUUCACUUACCCCAAACAAGGGUCAAUUCAAAACAUCUAAAAAGACACUUGGAUUGAUUGAUGUUCCAGGUCACGAAAAGAUGAGAGUAUCAAUGGGACAAUAUUUAGCUUCAGCCAAUUGUAUUAUAUAUCUUGUCGAUUGUUCACAUUUCAUUGAUAAUUCUGUCGCAGAGGCUCAAACAUUAUAUGAUAUCUUAACAAAUAGUAACGUUCAUAAUAAUAGAGUACCAAUAUUGGUAUUCUGUAACAAGAGUGAUUUGGAAGCAUCUUCAAUCGAUGAGACACAAGUCAAGAACGUAUUAGAGAGUGAAUUGGAUGCUCUUAGAAAGACAAGAGGAUCUUCACUAUCAGAACACAGCGGUGAUUCAAAUGAAUCACGUGAAGUUUACAUUGGUCUCGAAGGAUCAGAAUUCCAAUUCGACCAACUACCAAAUGAAAUCACUUUUGCCAAAGGUUCAAUAGAUACAGAGAGAGAUACAGAGAGAGAUACAGAGAGAGAUAUGGAAGAUUCUGAUUUGGAUGUAUUGUUUUCAUCCAUCUUUCAGAAUCGAACCAUUAGUGUAUCGAUUGUUGUUGCUUGGCUGCAAUCAACAAAACUAUCAAAAUACUCUUUUGCAUUGGGUGAUUUUAGAGAACUAAAUAACAAGUCACCACAAUCAUUUGCAAUCUAUUUCAUUGAUACUAUAAGAUCAAGUUUUCAAUCACUCAUCAAUAAGUCUCAACAAUAUGGUCAUUCUAAUCAACAUCAUAAGAAUACUCCUACUCAACAACAACAACAACAACAAAAGAAAGAUGACUUUCCACCAUUAUCAUCAUCAUCUUCAUCAACAAAUCAAACAAGUAAACCAACAUCGACACCUUUGAUGAAUAGUGCUGGAUAUCCUAUAUUGACAAACCUACUAAACAAAGAUGUAUUAGAUACUAUCAACAUGUCGGCAGAGAUAUAUAGUGCUAUUCUUGGUAGUAGAUUAUACAACCAAUCGAUUACAAGUGAGAUUACAUUCUUGGUAAAGAUAUUAACCAUCUGUCAGUUUGAAUUGAAUCAUCAUAGUAGUUUGGUUGAUGUCUUUCAACAACAACAACAACAACAACAAAAGCAAUCGAUUAUGUUCUUUUCAUCCAUCUAUUGGGCUGUUGAGUUUUGUUUAAAGACAUUGUCAAUCAUUCAACCUCUAUUACUUGCACUUCAUCCCAAACUAUUAACGGCAUUAUCAAGUUUGAAAAUAUUACAAUCAUAUGACGAAUCAUUAUGUAAAAUGUUACAAGAGAAUGCUGACCGUGCAAUUGAAGAGUUGAAAUCAUUGAAACAACAAACAGUGAUGGCAUCCAAAUCAAUAUCAUCUCCUUUUAGACCAAUGCUAGAGAUGUCUGAUCCUCUACACAAAAGACUACGCAAACAAGAGGACAAUCAAACAAGCAGUAAUCGUGAAAAGAGUUUGGAUCUCUUUUAUGAUUUAAUGCGUCAAUUCCAAAAUAAUCCAAAACAAUCUAAUAAUCCAAUUACAAAUAAUAUCAUUCUUAGUCAUGGUAGUAAUAAUAGUGGUAGUGGUAAUACUACUACACAGCAUCAAUCAUCAGCAACGACACUUCAACAACAACAAUCCCAACAAGUAUUAUUCCAAUACAAAACCAAAGACUUUUUUGCGGCACUAAGUAAGAAUAAUCUUUGGUGGUUUUGUGAUUUAUUUAUAGAUCAAUAUCAACAAUGUAAAAAUGUAAUAACUGUACCUUCUCCAUCUCCUUCCCCUCCUCCCCCUGAACAGUCAUCUAAUCCUCAACCUCAGUCACCCUCUGUUAAUCCUACGACUGCUACAACAACAACAACAAAGGGUAAUUUAACUGCGACUGCUACUCCUACCACUACUACCACUACUACGACACCUCAGGCCACAACCAAACCAACAUCGCAAUGGGGAGCGGAUCCCGAAAAAAUGAUAUUAUUACAAAAAAGAAUGGAAGGAAAUAGUUUGGCAUCAACUUUAAAUAACAAUAAUAAUAGCUCUACCUCAACUCCGACAACGACAACAACAACAACAACGUCAACAUUGAAUAGUAACGCUCUAAACUUUACACCAAAUUUUAAAAUUGAAUUCAAAACUACAAAAAAGGCUACUCCUUCUACAAAUAGACAACAACCUAGUAAUCAUCAACAGCAACAACAACAACAAAAUGAUCAUUUAUCAUCACCAUAUAAACCACCUCAACAACAACAACAACAACAACAGCAACAACAAAAUAUUCAACCUCAACAACAAAUCAAUCAAACAUCAACGACUAUCAUUCCAAACAGUGGACAAAAUAGGUUAAUAUCAUUUUUUAAUUUAAAGGAACAAUUUUUUGUAAAUAUGAUUAUACAUCAUGAUAAUUUCCAAUUUAAUCAUCAUUUGACAGCUAGUUUAUUGGAGAAAAUAUCGAUACUUCAAACGUGUCAAUGUAGUAAUCCAAGUCACAACCAUUCAGAUUACAAUGAAAGAUUGUCCAAUCUAAAAUCACUGUAUCGACUACUAUCAUUUAUUCAUCUUCUUCCCACUGAAACCUACCACAGACCAACUGCACCACACUCUGCCAGUAUCAUUACACCCACCUUUUCAGAGAUUUCCAACCGAUCCAAUAUGAUUCCUCCUCCCAUCGAUCUCAAACAGUUGUUGUUUCAAUCGAUUCAAAAUGAAUCACUUGCCAUUACUAUUCCAUCGAUAGCAGAGUUUCUAAAGAUGGCCGACUCUGUUGUUCGUGAAGGUUCUCAUUAUGCAGAGGCUGUAAAUAUACUCAAGAAUAUCUACAAUGCUCCCAACAUUAUUCCAACGCCUCUUCAAAACUUUACCACCACUUCAUUGUUUAUCAUUCUCGAAUUGGAGCAAUUGUUCCAACAAAUCAAUCAUUCUCCACAUCAAUACAAUCAUAUUUCAUUACCAUUCCCAAGUCAUUCAUCUGCUUCACCAACUACUACUCCUGGAAGUAAUAAUCAAAAUAACAAUAGUAAUAACAAAAAUAGUAAUAAUAAUAGUACAUUAAAUACUCCACCUCAAUCACCAUAUAAACCUCCUCUUACUUUAUCUUCUUCAAAAUUACCACAACAACAACAACCAAAUACUCCAACAACAACUGAUAAACAAUCGCAUCAACAACCAACAAAUGUUAGUGAACAACAAUCACCAACACCAACUAAAAAACAAAUACCAACUUUAUCAAAUACAAUUGAUGGAAAUGCAAAGACUGGUUAUAGUUUAUUGUGGAAUGCUCAUUCAUCUUCUAUUUGGAUUGAAGAGUUGUGUAAUAGUAUAAAACAAUCACUUGUUAUUGUCCCUAGACAACAACAAAAAGAAAGAGAAAAGGAAAAGGAAAAGGAUUCAUUGGCAGUACCAGUACCACCACCAUCACCAUCAACUCCAUCAACUUCAAAUACACCAAAUGCAUCAAGUUCACCUAGCACCAACCUUAUCAAAAAGAGAGUACAACCAAUGAAAAACACAUCGAUGAUUAGCAGUGGCGAUGAAACACGAUUUGAUACACCUAUGCAAAAUCAGUUGGAAUGGUGGUUUUUUUGGAACCAUCCGUCGAUUGCAAGAAUAUCAAAUAUGCUUUCAGAGACAUUGUUACCCUUCUUUUCAGAGAUUAUCUUUAAUUUGGCAAUCCCGAUUGUCAUUAAAUUCUCAAAUCAAUAUUUGGAUGAAUAUCGAUCAAAGAUGAACAAACCAACCACUCCAAAUGGCACAGCUGCUGCCACGGUUGAAUUGGUGCUAACAAUGGCCAAUGACCCUUUAAUGGACAGUGUAAAACUCCAAGAACUACUCCAAAGCAUUCAAAGUCAACUCAAAAAAGAGUCUCAACAACGAGUUGACCAGUAUUGCAAGAUGAAUAUUAAAACAUUGGUUAUGAUGCUUGUUCCAACUGGUAUUGAUGAAUCGGUUCUCUCGGUUGCCACUUCGAUUAUCACCCGUCAACUGUCACGUCGUAUCGAAUUGUCGUGCAUGUCACAGGUGCUCCAGAAAGUACGUAUUCUGUCUAUUGAAAUCAUUGCCAAGAAACAAACCAUCUCAUUGUCCAAACCAAGCAUCCAAUUGUUGAAUCUCUCACUAAACGAAGUGAUUGCUCUAAACAGUCAACCCUUUUCACUGGCAUCCAUCACAAGUAAUCAUCUAAGCAAGUUGGAAGAGAUCUCUGAUAUUCGAACGAUCUGUGCUGAAUUGGAGAAACAAUGUGCUCACGUUGCACCACUAUUCAACAGCUCUGAUUCAUCCGAUGACUAUGCCAUCGUUUUAUCAUCUCUCUCUAUUGAAAGAUCAAAGAUAAUCAAAGAUGUUGAAUCUAUUAUUAUAAAAUCAAUUGUUUUAUUGGAUAGAGAAAAGGAAAAGGAAAAGGAAAAGGAACAAAAGGAACAACAACAAACAUUGGUAACAACAGAUGGUGACUCUUCAAAUAAUACUAUGACUCCUACGACUAUGACUCCAUCUGUCCAAGUUGUUUAUGAACCACAUAUAAAGAAUUCUUUACCAUCAUUAUUCAAGUUGGUGGUUACAAUAUUAUCAGAUUUAUUAAUUAUGGAAAACUAUGUAUUCAACAAUGAAAUGGAUCAAUUACUUCAACAACAUCUUGCUCAACCGACCACUACAUCUACUCCAUCAUCCUCUAAUUACUUGGACAGUAAUAAUACAUUUACAACAGGUGAUUCAAGUCAAAUCAUGUUACUCAAUAAUAAUAAUAACAAUAAUAUAAUCAAUGAUUUGCCAAUCAACAAUAGUCAGGCUCUGACAUUGAUAACCAACUUUAUAAAGUUACUCAAGAGAAUAGUAAAGAUUCAAUCUGAUUUUGUUGAAUUGAUUCCAAGUAGAUUGUUAUCAAUCAAUAGAAUCUUUUCAUUGGCCAUUCAAUUUAAUAAUCAUCAAAAUAUGUCCGAUUCCACCACCUACCAACAAACAACUGGUUCAACCACCAGCACUGACCAACCAACACCGACCAGUGAACCUAAAAUACUAUCAUUGUCAUGGUUACAUUGUUACAAUUGGAUCUUUAUAUUACUACUCCAAGAGGAUUUACUUAGUUGUGUAUCCUUGGAAGGAUGUUGGAAUAAUAUAUUUGAUCGUUGUUUUACUUUUAUGUAUGAUUGUAAUGAUGAUCAAGAUAAAAAACAAGAUCACGGUGGUAGUAUCCAGAAACAACAAACAUUAGUAGAUUCACAAGGAUUCUUAAAUAAUAUGGUACUUGGUAUUCAAGUAUUAUAUAGUCUAUUACAAGUAAUUUGUGGCUUUAUUAAAUUGUAUCAUUAUCAUUUCAACUAUAAUAAUCAAAAUAAUCAAAAUAAUAAUGAAAAUCAUAUUUAUGGUAGAAAUAAUUUUUCAUUAUGUUUGGAUAGUUGGAAACAAAGAUUAUAUCGUAUUAAAAGUAGACACCAACAACAACAACAUCAACAACAACAUCAACAACAACAUAACAACCACAGAUUCAUUUCUUUGGUUGAUCAAUGUAUCAAUUAUCUAAAUUCUCAAACCAAUGCUCUAUUUUCCGAUCUAGUCAGAAAACAAUAA
This is a messenger RNA of Cavenderia fasciculata, 5877 nucleotides long. RefSeq lists its product as uncharacterized. Lineage: Eukaryota; Evosea; Eumycetozoa; Acytosteliales; Cavenderiaceae. The coding region runs from base 1 to 5877 and encodes 1958 amino acids. Gene Ontology annotation, molecular function: GTP binding. The transcript is spliced from 7 exons. Gene Ontology annotation, biological process: chromatin organization. The record is from RefSeq and is a predicted model, not a curated record. Gene Ontology annotation, cellular component: nucleus.